AUGGCAGGAGGAGGUGCACUGUCUCCGGGAGAGAGGCACUGUACACAUACACAGGCUGGCUGCGCUAUCAGACAGUGCCGCAGGGACAAAGGCAGGAGCCCCCCAGUGUGCCGGGAGCAGCCCCUCAGUGUGCCGGGAGCAGCCCCUCAGUGUGCCGGGAGCAGCCCCUCAGUGUGCCGGGAGCAGCCCCUCAGUGUGCCGGGAGCAGCCCCUCAGUGUGCCGGGAGCAGCCCCUCAGUGUGCCGGGAGCAGCCCCCCAGUGUGCCGGGAGCAGCCCCUCAGUGUGCCGGGAGCAGCCCCUCAGUGUGCCGGGAGCAGCCCUCGUCCGCAGCCCGCUGGGAUCUCCAUGUCCCGGAGCCGAGACUCCUCCAGUGCAGGUGACGAUUAGAGGCAUGGAUAUCACAUAAUCGGCCUUCAGUUGCGACAGCGGACUGCGAAUCUUUACAAAUGCUCGUCUCCUUGCAGAACAGCGCUGAGAAAAGCAUGGAUGAAUCAGCUUUGUUGGACCUUUUAGAAUGCCCGGUGUGUCUGGAGAGACUUGAUGCCUCCGCUAAGGUCUUGCCAUGUCAGCAUACAUUCUGCAAACGAUGCCUACAGGGGAUUGUAAGUUCCCGGAGUGAGCUGCGCUGCCCAGAGUGCAGGACGCUGGUGGAAUGUGGGGUGGAUGAACUUCCUAGCAAUAUUCUACUGGUGAGACUCUUGGAUGGAAUCAAACAGAGGCCCCGGAAACCAGGGCCAAGCACUGGGAAUAGCACAAACGCAUUAAGAGCACAAGGUAACGUUACCACUAAUUGUGGCACAAGUGACACACAGAGUACUCAAGGAGGACCUCAGAGGAUCCAAGCACGGAGCCCUCCAGUGAGGGGUGUACCUCAGUUACCAUGUGCCAAAGCUUUGUACAACUAUGAAGGGAAAGAACCUGGGGAUCUGAAAUUUAACAAGGGCGACAUCAUUGUGCUUCGCCGACAGGUCGAUGAGAAUUGGUACCAUGGAGAAAUCAAUGGAGUCCAUGGCUUCUUCCCAACCAACUUUGUGCAGAUAAUAAAGCCUUUACCUCAACCUCCGCCUCAAUGUAAAGCACUUUAUGACUUUGAAGUGAAAGACAAGGAAGCUGACAAGGACUGCUUGCCAUUUUCAAAGGAUGACAUUCUCACGGUGAUCCGCAGAGUGGAUGAAAACUGGGCAGAAGGAAUGCUGGGAGACAAAAUAGGAAUUUUCCCGAUUUCCUAUGUGGAGUUUAAUUCAGCAGCUAAGCAACUCAUCGAGUUAGACAAGCCCUCGGGAGUGGACUCUGGGGAAGGAACUUCUGGGACAGCACAUAGCAGCUCUUCCCAAAAGCACACAGAUACCAAGAAGAACACCACAAAACGUCACUCUUUUACCUCUCUGACCAUGUCGAACAAGUCAUCGCAGUCUGUACAGAACCGUCAUUCCAUGGAGAUCAGUCCUCCUGUGCUCAUCAGCUCCAGCAACCCCACAGCUGCUGCCAGAAUAAGUGAGCUCUCCGGCCUGUCCUGCAGUGCUCCUUCUCAGGUCCAUAUCAGUACUACAGGGCUUAUUGUGACCCCACCCCCGAGCAGCCCUGUAGUUAGUGGCCCUGCAUUUACAUUCCCACCGGAAAUCGCCUACCAAGCUGCUCUGGGAGAUUUGAAUCCUCCACUCUUGCCUCCUCCACCAUUGACUGCUGCUGUUGUUGUCUCCACAACUUCUGGGGCGACAUCUUCUACUGCUGGACAGAGAUUGGCCGGCGGUCCUGCUGAACAAGUUGCACACCUUAGGCCGUCGACUCGACCAAGCGUGUGUGUUGCUAUCUAUCCCUAUUUCCCGCGCAAGGAAGAUGAGCUGGAGCUGCGGAAGGGUGAAAUGUUUUUAGUGUUUGAGCGCUGUCAAGACGGCUGGUUCAAGGGGACCUCCAUGCACACCAGUAAAAUCGGAGUUUUCCCUGGGAACUAUGUAGCACCUGUUACAAGGGCAUUAACCACUGGGUCACAAGCUAAAGUGGCCAUGGCAACAGCAGGUGGAGGCACCCAGAUGGUCAACAUGGUGGCACCGUGCUCAAGUGGCGUGCCCUGCCAGAAGCCACAAGGAAAUGGUGUGGACUUUAGCAAAACAGUGAAUGCAAAUGGAGUCUCCCCGACCGUUUCAGGAGGACAUAUCCAGACCAGCCCACAGUCUAAGGUCCUUAUUCACAUGAGUGGCCAAAUGACUGUAAACCAAGCCCGGAAUGCUGUCAGAACAGCUGCAGCACAUGGUCAGGAGCGUCCAACUGCUGCCGUUACCCCCAUGCAGGCCCAGAACCCAGCAGCUUCUGUCAACAGUCACCCAGGCAGCUCUUCUCAGCCCAUCCAGCCAACGCUUUCCAGCCCAGCAGCUUACAUCAACGCCGCAAUGAAUCUCAACAGACCAAACAUGCCAAUGGCCUGUACCCUUUCCAACAGCAGUGCACCUUCCUUAGAGGCAGAUGGCAACUGGAAAACUAGCUGCACAGGCACUGGAUGUUCUUCAUCUCCUGAUAAUGCACCUUCAAGUUCUGCCACUAAUAAGCAGGACAAGGAUGGCAGGAAGGAAAAAAAAGGCUUGCUUAAGUUGCUGUCUGGAGCAUCCACCAAGAGAAAGCCCCGGGCAUCUCCACCUCACUCACCAACUCAAGAACUGGAACAGGCAGUCCCAGAGGCUACUAUAGAAGGAGCAGUAGGUCCUGAUGUCACCAGUGCCAGUGGUCGAGCUGCUGCCUGCAAUGUGGAUGGUGAGACUGUAUCAGCUUCCACCAUGACACAGGACAACCGUAAGACAAAUAUGGUGGAUCCCGGCAUUCCUAUAGCGCCUCCACCAAGACAGCCUUGCUCCUCACUGGGCCCUGUACUCAGUGAUUCUCGUCCUGUUAUCUGUGAAAGAUACAGGGUGGUAGUGUCAUAUCCUCCACAGAGUGAGGCUGAGCUUGAACUCAAGGAAGGGGACAUUGUAUUCGUGCACAAGAAACGUGAAGAUGGUUGGUUCAAAGGCACUCUACAGCGGAAUGGCAAAACCGGUUUAUUCCCCGGGAGCUUUGUAGAGAACAUAUAAUUCUUCAUCUGCAUCCGUAAAUGAGCACAAACAUAUCAGAGCAGCUGUUCUACAUGUCUUCAACCUUUAGAGGUAGAAAUGGCCACUGGCACCAGAGGAGUUAACACUGGGCACUUAUGGCACCACUGCAGAGCGCUGAAGAGCAAGUGCAUUGGAAGGGCCUGGAAAGUGUCCACUGGUUUCUUACUUCCCCAGACUUUCUUUUGCCCAUGUCAUUUGUGCCUUGUACUGUUAAGUUUAUACUUUUUUAUUAUUUCUUUUUACCUUAACAGCAAAUAAACCGAUGUUUACAAGGUGUUAGCUAAUAAUUUAUUUGCUUUCUUUUGGUUUUGUACAUUUGAAAUCCCUUUUUUCUUCUUUUUGUUGAGAUAGAUAAAAUCUUUUGAAUGAUAAAUAUAACAAAUUAUUAAUUUAUGAAAUGGCACAGAAAAGAGAAGCUGGAUUCUUUUCUCUCCGACUGACCUGGAUACUGACAAUAGCCUGUUGUUUUAAUAAUGAUAGUUUUCAUUGGUGGGUAGGGAAUGUGUGUAUUUUGUAGCAUAGAAAUGCCACUUUCGUAAUGACGAACAUGAGAGAAGCAGAGUAACCUGUAACUGUUUGUUCACAAUGUGUAGAGUGUUUGUGACCUUUAGUUUUUUUUUUUCUUGUUUUUUUUUUGUUUUUUUUACAAGUAAUAAAAAAGAACUGUCUACAUAAUGCACUAUUAAUGGUCAAGACUCUGGUCAGUGUUCAUUUUCACCACUCCUAGUAUAGAAGAUGCAAAGGAAAUGACAUGAUGCAUUUCAGCAUGUUUUUGGGCAGGCAAAUGUUUCCAUUUUCGGCUUAAGUGGCUGUAGGUGUUCGUCUUCAGACUACAGAAAUAGGUCCUGUUGUGGAAUACAUUGCCUGAUGGCAAGACGUUCUGUAGUUUGUAAAAAUAUAAGUCGAUCCAACAAUGGGUCAAAUAGCAGGAUCUGGUUGAAUAUGGCAAAGAAAUCCCUAGCUGCAGCAAACCAUGCAUUUAGGACUGGAAUCUCUAGCAGUUUAUUCCUUAACUAGUCACAUUCCACAACCAACUGAGAACUUGCUGGGAAAAAAAAACAUUUAUCAAAGCAUUAUAUGUUUCACUCACUUAAAAUGGGUUGUUUAUUAUUAGAAAAUGGGUCAAUCUUAUCUGUGGGCUGUGGCUGGAAAGCCUAAAUCACUGAUACGGUGUCCCCUCUGUGCAACUGAGCUCAGAAAGAACAGAGAUUUUUAUGUAUAAAUUGCACGUUUUGCUGAAUCUGCUCAGUUUCUCCUGCUCUAUAACAUGCUGCUUGCAGAAUGCACUGCAUUUUAUGGUAAUAGGUUACUUUUAAAAAUGUAGUGUUGUCCGCCAGCAGUAUGUUAUAGAGCAGGAGGAGUUCAGAAAAUUGAUACAUUGUUUUAUGGAAAUUGAUUCAGUAAAACCUUUAAUCUAUACAUUUAAAUUCCUGCUCAUUCUGGGCUUUGAAGUCAAGGAGUCGGUCCUAUCAGUUAUGACAGCUAUCUCUGU
Bufo bufo (common toad) is the source of this 4576-nucleotide messenger RNA. RefSeq names its product SH3 domain containing ring finger 1 (gene SH3RF1). The coding region runs from base 448 to 3063 and encodes 871 amino acids. The transcript is spliced from 12 exons. Gene Ontology annotation, molecular function: protein binding. Lineage: Eukaryota; Metazoa; Chordata; Amphibia; Anura; Bufonidae. The record is from RefSeq and is a predicted model, not a curated record.